Molecule: messenger RNA, 4087 nt
Organism: Danio aesculapii
Lineage: Eukaryota; Metazoa; Chordata; Actinopteri; Cypriniformes; Danionidae
Product: protein-L-isoaspartate O-methyltransferase domain-containing protein 2
Exons: 6
Coding region: 211-1398 (395 amino acids)
Biological process (GO): protein modification process
Cellular component (GO): cytoplasm
Molecular function (GO): protein-L-isoaspartate (D-aspartate) O-methyltransferase activity
Source: RefSeq, a predicted model, not a curated record
AGCGCGUCAGCUGGUUUAUGUUUACAUCGCAUCUAAUAUUCGCAGUCAAGUUAGGCGUUAUUGUGCUCGGAUCCAAACACACGACAUACGCUUUAAUGUGAUCGAUGGACAUUGUUAGUUUGUACGAGACAACCGCCGAGGCCCGCAAUCACACGACAGUGAUCGGCUCUCCUCCUCAGGACUGUCCUUAAAGGCUCUUCUGCGUUGAUCAUGGGUGGAGCUGUGAGCGCGGGUGAGGACAACGAUGAGCUGAUUGACAACCUGAAGGAGGCCCAUUACAUCCGCUCCGAUCUGGUGGAGAGGGCCUUCCGAGCCAUCGACAGAGCCGACUAUUACCUGGAGGAGUACCGUGACAGUGCUUAUAAAGACCUGGCCUGGAGGCACGGAAACCUCCAUCUGUCUGCUCCAUGUAUCUACUCAGAGGUGAUGGAGGCUUUGGAUCUGCAACCUGGCUUGUCUUUUCUCAACUUGGGCAGCGGGACGGGUUAUUUGAGCACUAUGGUGGGCCUUAUACUGGGUCCGUUUGGUGUGAAUCACGGUGUGGAACUACACACAGAUGUGGUUGAUUAUGCCUAUCAGAAACUCGACUACUUUAUCAAAAACAGCGACAGCUUUGACAAGUUUGAGUUCUGUGAGCCGACCUUUGUUGUGGGGAACUGUCUGGAGAUUCCUCCGGAGAGCCGGCAGUACGACAGGGUUUACUGCGGUGCAGGAGUUCAGAAAGAGUAUGAGAACUACAUGAAGAACCUGCUGAAAGUUGGCGGGAUAUUAGUUCUCCCCCUGGAGGAGAAGUUGACCAAGAUCACCCGCACAGGUCAGAGUUCCUGGGAGACCAAGAAAAUCAUCGCUGUGACCUUUGCUCCGCUCGUCCAGCCCAAACAGAAUGUCAAUGGCAGACCUAGAAGUGUUCCUUUACCCAUUUUUGAGGUGCGGACAUUGCAGGACUUGUCACGGAUUGCCAUCCGCCACACUCUGCGGCAGCCUAUAGCAAUGGGUGAAGGACGCACAAAGAGACGGGUGUCUUUCCCAGGGGCCCGGGCCAUGCACCGCUAUGGGCCCCGCUUCGAACGGCGCCGCUUCUGCCGCCGCUUCUACCGCCAAUGCGUCAACUCUGUGGUUCUCCACGACUCCAUGAUUCCCACAGCCAUGGACGAUUGCAACUACCCUGGAGGAGUGGAAGAGGAAGAGGAGGAAGUGGAAGAGGAAGAAGAAAGGGGCUGCCGGCGAGUGAGAGAAGACCUGCCUGAGGAGGACGAGGAGGGUUCUGGUGAAGAGGAGAAAAGCAAAGGCGGCUGCGCUCGUGUGGAGCCUCCUGUUAAUAUUCUGAGGGAGAAGAUCCUCAGACUGCCAUUACCUGAACCCCUGAAGAUGUAUCUGCUGUAUUACAGGGAGAAAUGAGACGUGGUCGGAGAUCAGACGUGCGGCGUAGCGCUAAGACGAUUAGACAUGAAGAAAAGCCUUCCUCCUCCACCUCUUCUCAAACUGGAUUAGCAUGACAAUUAAGUCCUCAAUUAAUGGCAUCACGAUAUCCAUGUCUCUUUGAGAAGCAAAGCUCCUUGAUUGGGGAUGCACAGAAAGGGAACUGAAGGACUGAGCUGGCUUCCAGAAUAAUCAAUGUCGCUUGGGUUUAUCCGGCUCUUUUUGUAAUUCGGUAUUCCCCUCGAUUGAGAUGAUCAAACGUCAACAUCACCUACGACACAUUGUCCCUGUGGGAAUUGCUUGUUGCUGUGCUCUUUUAGAGUAGCGCUGCUUUGGGAUGUGGCUUAGUUUGAUUUGGUGGAUUGAGUAUUUUUCAAUAGCUUUAAGGUGUGGUCACGUUUUCCGUUGCUUGGCGAAAUCCAGUACUUUGGUUAGAAUAUGAGCAACUGGAAGUUUGACUUGACGAAAUGUUCUUCACUCAGAUUUUGCUCAUGUUCAGGCUGCUCACAUGAAUUUAACUAUUUGAAGCUUUGCUUGGGAGUGACUUCUGUGUAAUUGGUGCUUCAUGGUUUUGUGAGAAUAUGAAAAUGUGAUUCACGCAAAUUUGAUUUGGGCUGCACUAUAAAUCACAUGCGAUUGUUGUGUAUAUUUGUCAGUAAAGCCCACUCUAGUAAUCAACUGUAAAUCUCCAUGUUACAACCUCCUGGCUCAAGAAAGUAGCAACAAAACCAAAUAAAGAUCCACUUCAGAAAAUCAAAUCAACUUAAAUAUAUUUAAUAAAAAAUUAAGUGAAAUGAUGCAUAAAUAUAAACUCCAGAGCUGAAGAGGGAAGGAUGAACACCCACAGUCCUGUUCUCUUGGUCUUUAUCCAAACGCACAUCAGAGGUAACACUCCGCACCUGGUCCAAACGCAAUCACGGCAAAACAUUGCACCUGUUCAACACUCCAGAAGAAUACCAGAUCAUGGAACACCUCCAUCUAGUGGACACUGGUUAACAGAACCUUACGACCGUCACACUCUAGCAUAUGGGAACAGAUAAAGCAGUGUUUACUGUAUAGAGCCAUAUGCUUAUUUCACGCGGCCGCUAUUUUAAAGAACCAAAGCGAGGCUGCGGUGGGAAGAAACCCGGAAGUAUAGGAUCAGCACUGUACACAUUGCAACAACAUGCUAUGGACUACAAAUUUCCAGCUGUUGCUGCGAUUUCAAAAUGCAGAAAUGGUGUAAACAUCACUUUAAUAUAAUUCAGUUCAGUUUAAUUUAAACAAUUAAAAGCAUAUUAGACAUCAAACAACAUCACAAUCUCUUUAAGAGUGUCCUCCUAGGCUUCAGUUCAUGGCACCAGGUAAACACUGAGGAAGCUUCUCUGCUUUAGCCUAUAGUAACCCAGUGAACAAUUAAAACAAUGCAGUCCUCUGUAGCACUAAUAGUUUUGUCCCGGUGCUGAAGUUUUAAAAGCGUCCAUUUCCUGCUAACAUUUAAGCGCUACUGAGCGCGUUCUUAAACAGCUGAUUUGCCAUAGUAUUCACUGCUCUUCACAGAUUGCAAACACUGAUAUACACGGACACUGAAGCGUUUUAAAGCCGUGAAGAUCAGACGAUUCAUCAAGCGGAUCGCUUGUUUGCACUCGGUAAACAUCAGUGAAGUACGAUUAAACUGAUGACCUUCACGGCCAGUCACAAUCAUUUCUGUUGAGCACGUGAACACAAUGGCAAAUCAGUGCUGUUUAAGAACGCCAUCAACAGUGCCUCAAAUGUUAACAGGAAAUGGACGUUUUUUUUUAAAAUUUCAGUACCUAAAUUUUGUAUCGUGACAUGUCUAACAUAGUAAAAGAAUCAGUUCAUUAACUUGAGUUUGAUGAAUGGCAUCUAAAACGUGUGUUUGGCAAAGAAAAUGUUAGCUAACUAGAGCCAUUUCCCUUAACUUAGCUGAAAACGAGGUCCGAUAUCCUUUUUUGUUUUCACUAUUCAUUCAGAACAGACCUUCGGGUCACUCGGGAGGUGGUAAAGGUAUAAAUUUGUGUCACUUUCUCUGAUAACUGAUUAUACAGCCAGGUACACAACAUCCUGUGUGACUCAAACGAUACUUCGAGGUUUCUUCCCACCGCAGCCUCGAUUUCGCCGUUUAAAAUGGCAGCCGUGUGAAAUCAGUCUAUAGUUUGCUGUCAGGCUACGCUAAAUACCACAUCAAAUUAGGCAUGACACGAUAACCCGUUUCAAGGUUUACUGCGGUUUGGAAAAGUCAAAGUUUUAAAACCUCUAAAAUUUUCUUCUAUACCGUUCCUACAGCAUACUUUUUAUUUAUGUGUUUUUAUGAUUGUUUUAUUUAAUUUUUUUAGGGCAAAGCUAUUGGUCAGGCCACGAUUCAGAAUCGUGAACAAAUCACUUAUAAAACAACAUCCAAGUAUGCUAUAGAGCUGUACAGUGCAGUGGCUUUAUUUUAUAUCCAAAGAAAAGAAAGAUCUCCAAAGAUAGAAGAUAGAAACUAAUGAAUUGGCAGAAGUCAACGAUUUAGUUGAAUUUAGAGGAUGUACCGACUAUAUUUUUUGCGGCGCGGGAAUAAAUUUCCAAAUAAAACGCGGUAGAGGUCGGUAACUCUGGUGUAAUUUGAACGGUAGCGGGUGGUCUGACAAUAUAGUGCUCCUGAUAAUAUAUGAUUUGAUAUAUGAAA